Molecule: messenger RNA, 2265 nt
Organism: Myripristis murdjan (pinecone soldierfish)
Lineage: Eukaryota; Metazoa; Chordata; Actinopteri; Holocentriformes; Holocentridae
Product: altered inheritance of mitochondria protein 3-like
Exons: 11
Coding region: 1-2265 (754 amino acids)
Source: RefSeq, a predicted model, not a curated record
AUGGCCCGAGGCUCACAACGGAGACCCUACAGGCGACGCACAGGAUUCUUCACCUCCCCCAACAGCCAACCCACAGGACUGCCCCAGGUCACCCACAACAACCACCACCACCACCGGUCUGCCCACCAUCCCGGAACAUCCAGAGGAAGACUAUCCAGCCCUGCCUGCAGCACAAGCUCCACACAGACUCUCCAUUUUCACAGAUCCCUCACGACAACCUCCAUCCCAACCCCGGCAAUACAAGCAGACCACACUAGUAGCCCCCCACCCCAUUUACAACACUCACAAGUACAUCCCCAACAAACAAUCACUUCCCAACCCCCAGCCGAUCAGAAGAGGACCCAUCAAACCACCCACCUCCACCCAACCCCACCGGCUCAACCGUCCCCAGCCACCUCCACGCCCCUGCCACAGAGGACCAGAAAGGUGACCUGGGGCCCCCUCCCCUCCAGAGAGGACGUCCAGACUACAAUCUCCAACCCCAGCAUCUCGCCCAUCCCACUCCCCACCCCUCCCGCCCACACACCACCCACCCAUGACCUGCAAUUGGCCUCCAGGACCCUCUCCCCCUUGGCCCAUUCCUCUCCUUCCUCACGGAGUCCUAUCCAGGCUCAAGUAGGACAAACUGUCCCAUCCCGACCAGACAGCCGGGACUCGGAUGCCCCCCCUCCCCUUCCCAACCUUCAACCGCCUCCUCCUGACACCACAGCCCUAGCCCCCUUCUACCCCACUUACCACAUCGCCCGCCCAACCAGGAAAAUCCAGGACUGGUUUUUUCGACCACGUAAACCAGUCCUGGUACUAGGUGACUCCAACAUCAAUCGCAUCCCCCCCCAUAACUAUCACAGGACCAGGACCCCAGGCAGACCACCACAAAACAACUCAAGUCCCUCUUCCGUAUGGCUCCUGGAGAGGGGGCUCUCCUUCAUUCCUCGCCCCACCAGACUGGACCGGGAGGAACUUCAAAGGGACCUCCACUUCUAUCAUAGAAGACUAAAACUUAUUGACCACUUCCACCCCGACACAGACUAUCAGCACACUCCAUUCAUUCACUCUUCAAAUUGGGAACCAGAACAGGCCGGACUGCACCAACAUCUACAGACAACCAUCAGGACAGACAGACGGGCUCUGCGGAAUUAUCGGCCCCCGGCGGAUGUCCCUGACAACCUGUCGGGGGCCGAACGCAGAGCCCUGACAGAAUUGAUCACCGGGACAGCCAUGGGUCAGAGGUUCGCCCCCUCCUAUGCUAACCUCUACAUGAGCGAGUGGGAGCGAGAAGCCCUGGCACCCCCCCAGGUCCAGGGAUCCGAGCCGUCGCCUCCCUCCCCCUACCUGAACCAAGGUCUGUAUCCCUACCCCAACCCCGAACCUAACCCUAAUCCUAACCAUCCCCCAUCCCUCACGCCUAACCCUAACCCCCCUUUCCCCUACCCUAACCAGGGUUUGGAGAACAACGACCGCUGGACUUGUGGACAGAGGAGGAGGGCAGAAAGGAUUUGGAUCCACAGGCUGGGGACCACCACGCCAGGAGCUCAUGCAGACCUCGCUGAACCACCACCCUGGGCCCUGGCGUGGUCGCCCCCUCCCUAUCAAUACCUGGACGACAUCUGGGGCACAUGGGAACACCAGCUGGAGGAGUUCAAGGAGUUCAUCCAACUCCUCAAUUCACACCACCCCUCGAUCACAGUAAAGUAUGAGAUCAGUGACAAACAAAUAGACUUCCUGGACACCACGACCUACAAAGGACCCGAUUUCCCUAGCACAGCCACACUGGACACCAAGAAGAAGAACUCCUCACUGAACAGAACCAGUACAGAAGCCCAGAUGAUUGCCCAACCAGACCCCCUGGGGAGAAAACCCCUGAAAGGGAACAACACUCUCCCUAGCGGUGGCAGCACCGAAGGGAAAGUACCAGCCCAGGAACAUAAGAAAACCCUGACCCAGGAACGUGGAGCAAAAGACCACCUCCCACCGGGAAACCCAACCCAGUACACUCUUCACCUGAAGACUUCCAGACCUCAAGAGGCAGCAGAAGACUCAGCAGCAGGAGAACCAGCAGCAGAGAAACAGCAGCAGCAGCAGAAGAAGCAGCAGAAGGAGCAGCAUAAGAAGCAACAGAAGAAGCAGCAGCGGGAACAACCCCUAGACCUCUCCAGACCUUCAACCUGCAUCCUCUUAAAAACAACAGCAAUUUUAAUUGCUAUAAUAAAGAGCAUUUCCUUACCCACUCCUUUCAGAACAACCACCACACAAGGGCGGGACUGA